AACGAAUUUCUCUUUAAAAACAUGACUUCUCUUAUAUGCGCAAGUGUGAUUCUUGUUAUUGCCACGGCCGCGUUUGUACAAAAGUUAUCCAGCAGCGACUUGCGUGGGAGUGGAGGAGCCAGUCGGACGUGUUUUUGUCAGCACACAUUUACUUUACUUCCACUUUGCGUGCGUGUGUCUCUGUACACUUUUUACCCGAGAAUAUACCGUUUGUUAAAAAUGCGUAAUUACGCACGAACGGGGUGUAAAAGUUGACAGGGGUUUUUUUUGGUGUGGAAUAUACUUAUUGGAUUAUUUUGGAGCUUUCGUGAUGGAGGACGAUCAGGACAAGGUGUCAAACAAAGACGGAGGUAGAAACGAUGUCGUCCGAGCGUCGUCCUCAGAGAUGUUAGUGCACAGUUUUUCCGCUAUGGACCGUCACGACGGCACCAGCAACGGGACAGCCCGGCUACCUCAGCUGGGCGGCGUGGGUCAGAGUCCCUACACGAGCGCCCCUCCGCUCUCCCACACGCCCAACUCAGACUUCCAGCCCCCGUAUUUCCCCCCGCCCUACCAGCCCAUCUACCCGCAGUCUCAGGACCCUUACUCGCACGUCAACGACCCGUACUCCCUAAACUCCUUGCACGCCCAGCCGCAGCCGCAGCACCCGGGCUGGCCGGGCCAGAGGCAGAGCCAGGACGGCGGCCUGCUGCACCAGCACCGCAGCCUGCCCCACCAGCUGUGCCGGGACUACCGCAGGGAGGUGCUCCUACCGUCCGGUCACGGCCUUGAUACGGGACUCUCGGACUCUAUACCAAUCCAUGGAAUACCUCACUCUUUAGAAGAUGUCCAGUCUGUUGAGGAUCAAGGAAUUCACAUUCCCGACCAGACUGUAAUUAAAAAAGGUCCAGUGUCUUUAACAAAGAACAACAUCUCCGGUAUCCCCAUCAACAAAGACGGACUUUUCGGCGGGGUGGUCAACCCCAACGAGGUGUUCUGCUCGGUACCGGGCCGGCUAUCGUUGCUCAGCUCCACAUCCAAGUACAAGGUGACGGUGGCGGAGGUGCAGCGACGUCUCUCCCCGCCGGAGUGCCUGAACGCCUCUCUCCUGGGCGGAGUGCUACGGAGGGCCAAGUCGAAGAACGGCGGCCGAUCCUUGCGGGAGAAGUUGGAUAAAAUCGGCUUGAAUUUACCUGCGGGCAGACGCAAGGCGGCCAACGUCACCUUGCUGACGUCACUAGUAGAAGGAGAAGCGGUGCAUCUUGCCAGGGAUUUUGGUUAUGUGUGUGAGACCGAGUUUCCCGCCAAGGCAGUAGCUGAAUAUGUAAACCGUCAACACUCCGACCCAAACGAACAAGUCCAAAGAAAAAACAUGCUAUUGGCAACCAAGCAAGUGUGCAAGGAGUUCACGGACCUGUUGUCCCAGGACCGAUCGCCGUUGGGAAACUCCCGGCCGCAGCCCAUCCUCGAACCGGGCAUCCAGAGCUGCUUGACCCACUUCAGCCUCAUCUCGCACGGUUUCGGCACCCCGGCCUUGUGCGCGGCCGUCACGGCCCUGCAGAACUAUCUGACGGAGGCCAUCAAAGCCAUGGACAAAAUGUACCUGAACAACAACCCCAACAGUCACUCAGAUAACGGCACUAAAGGCGACAAAGACGAGAAGCACAGAAAGUGAUACCCCCCUGCAGCCCCCACCCCCUCCUUCAUUUCCACAUAAAAAAGGGGCCAAACCCUGGGGGCCCUUUUUUUUUUUUCCUGCAGCACCCUGCACUGCACCCUGUUGUCCCGCCUCCUGCAGGGCUCAUCCAAUAUAAAUAUAUAAAUAAUAAACUUCCAUAUCCCCCCACGACCCCCCCCCCCCCCCCCCAACACACACAACAUUUUCUGGAUUCGCUGAGGAAAACCUGCACCACUUCAUGAUGAUUAUUAUUAUGAUGGAAAAAAACGAAAAGAAAAAAAACAACAACUACCCUGCAGGGUGUGGAAACUCAAAGACUUCGAACGCUUUAUCCCGCCUUUUUUUGUGGACCCAUCAUCUCAAUUUUGUGACAAAAAAAGGAGGAUUAAUUCUUCUAUCAGUAUUGUGAAUAUAAUAAUAAUAAACUUGAAAUUCCACCCCGUCAUCACUUCUUUCUCCAAGCGACCAACUUGAACUUUUUUUUUUGUUUUGUUCGAAUUUCAACACGAUUCGCAGUUAUAUAAGGGAAUCAGUGUUCAUGUAUGUAUAUAUUUAUUAUUUAUGUGUAAUUUAACGGGAAUUGUAAAUAUGGUGCGUCUGUUGAAACUUUUUGUUUUGUUUUUGUUUUGUUUAAUUUAUCUGGUGCCUCCUGUUUUAGUGGGUUUUAAUAUUCGGUUCUAGUUCUUCAUGUGAUUUUAUGGUUCUUAUAGAGAAAAAAAAAGAAAAGAAAGAAAAAAAAAAAGCAGAAGUUUUGGGGUAUUUUUUUUAUUUCUCUGGGAUAUUUCAAUGCAGCCUUCUUGUAGCAUGUCGAGGCCGCAUUGAAGCAAGUGAACAAAUCGAAUAGAAAUAAACUUCCAAUAUUAUAGAAAUCAUCUUUAUUCCGUUCACCCCCCCCCCCCUCCAUUUCCCAACUGGUUUUUAUUUGGUUUCUAUUUUUAUACGUGUUGUGCCAAUCACAAAUUAUUGUUCUCUUCCUGAAGCGCCAUAAAAGCAAUAAAUGGAUUUUUGUGUUUUUUUGGGGAGGGGCGGGGGGGACUACCUUAAUAAUUAAUAUCUUGUUCUGUCCGAUAAUGUCCAAAAAUUGGAGGCGAUUUUAGCUGUAUUGUAUAGACACGUGCUGGCAAUAGUUCCCAUGCCUGUCAAUGUAUUAUAUUCCUUUGUUGCCCAGAAAAAAAAUAAAUAUUUGAUACGCUU
Nerophis ophidion (straightnose pipefish) is the source of this 2851-nucleotide messenger RNA. RefSeq names its product transcription factor AP-2 alpha (gene tfap2a). The coding region runs from base 311 to 1654 and encodes 447 amino acids. The record is from RefSeq and is a predicted model, not a curated record. Lineage: Eukaryota; Metazoa; Chordata; Actinopteri; Syngnathiformes; Syngnathidae. Gene Ontology annotation, cellular component: nucleus. Gene Ontology annotation, biological process: regulation of transcription by RNA polymerase II; anatomical structure development; regulation of cell population proliferation. The transcript is spliced from 8 exons. Gene Ontology annotation, molecular function: RNA polymerase II transcription regulatory region sequence-specific DNA binding; DNA-binding transcription factor activity, RNA polymerase II-specific.